GCCCAGCCCGGGCGGCGCGGGGCGGGGCGGCUCUCGCGACUGGGGGACGCAGGGCGCAGCGGCCGAGCGGGGUCCCCGGAAGCACAGCUGGGGCACCUCCGCCUACGGCCGGCCGCACGCCUCUUCUCUCCCGCGCCAGGGAAGAAGCGGCUACGGCCCCCACUGGGCGGAGGCACGGGGGUCAUAGAGGGGGCGGAGGGGUCCACGUCGCGGAGGAGAUGGUGCGGCACGUGCUGUGACGGCGCCCGCGCCCCGAGGGUCCCAGCCCCGAGUCCCUGGGACAGCAUGGAGCGCCCGGAGCCCGAGCUGAUCCGGCAGAGCUGGCGGGCUGUGAGCCGCAGCCCUCUGGAGCACGGCACAGUCCUGUUCGCCAGGCUGUUUGCGCUGGAGCCUGACCUGCUACCCCUCUUCCAGUACAACUGCCGCCAGUUCUCCAGCCCGGAAGACUGUCUCUCCUCACCUGAGUUCCUGGACCACAUCAGGAAGGUGAUGCUCGUGAUUGAUGCUGCAGUAACCAAUGUGGAAGACCUGUCUUCACUGGAGGAGUACCUUGCCAGCCUGGGCAGGAAGCACCGGGCAGUGGGUGUGAAGCUCAGCUCCUUCUCGACAGUGGGCGAGUCUCUGCUCUACAUGCUGGAGAAGUGUCUGGGUCCUGCCUUCACACCAGCCACUCGGGCCGCCUGGAGCCAGCUCUACGGGGCCGUGGUGCAGGCCAUGAGUCGAGGCUGGGACGGCGAGUAAGAGCAUUCCCUUCCCCUCAUUCAGCACUUCUGAGGGAGCUCCCGGACUAUUCUGCAGCUGUGGGGACCCAGCUAGCGGGCCAGGUGGGGUGGGGCUGGGGACCGGCCAGGAAGGAGGGGCGUCUUCAUCCCAGAAAGACCCGAGUUCCCCCAGCCCUUCAUCACCAACCCAGCCCUGCAGGAGUGAGUCUUACCUCCCUCGGCCCUCCUUUCUGCCCCAGCCUGCAGCAACGGGGAGACCACAGCGCCUCAGAUUCACUGCUCGCUGUGUGCCUGUACUCAGGCAGCUGGAGGGAAGAGAAGGCAGCCGCAGAGGCCCCCGCCCUCACCCCAGCUGUCCGCACUUUAACCGUUUGCUCUGUGCUGUGGUCUAUAAACUCAUGAGAAAUAAACUGGUUCUGUGUGCCUCUCUGA
Sapajus apella (tufted capuchin) is the source of this 1154-nucleotide messenger RNA. RefSeq names its product neuroglobin (gene NGB). The transcript is spliced from 5 exons. The coding region runs from base 286 to 741 and encodes 151 amino acids. Lineage: Eukaryota; Metazoa; Chordata; Mammalia; Primates; Cebidae. The record is from RefSeq and is a predicted model, not a curated record. Gene Ontology annotation, molecular function: oxygen binding; heme binding.